UUUUUCAAGGUGGGAUUUUUAUUCUUUGUCUUGAUCUAAAGGGAAUUGAUCAAAGUUUAUAUAUUUUUGAAAAGAACUAGGUGGGUAUAGUGAAGAAAAAUUAGAUAUUCAGAUCCCAUUUCUGAGAAAGUUGCUUCAUUUUAGGUAUUGGGUUGUUAAGAUUGGAAUUAAAAUGAGGAAAGCUGUAAUCUUUCCUAUUAAAGUGUGUUAUAGGACAGUUUGGAAUCAUCCAUUCCUUGUGGGUAUGUUGUGUUUCUUGGCAUUUCUGUACAAAUCAUUUCCUUUUGUGUUUUCAAUCUUGGUGUCUGUUUCCCCUACUCUUGUCUUCACUACUGCACUGCUUGGAACUUUACUAUGUUAUGCUCAGCCUAAUAUACCUGAAUUUGAAUGGGAAGAAAACUCAACUGAUCAUAUAGUGCCUUUGGAAACACGAGAUGUUAUUCCUGUUGAGAGUGAUAAUAGUUACUUCACCGAGAGAUAUACUGAUCAAGAAAGGGAUAAAGUAGACCAAUCAACGCGUAGUGAGGUUCAUAGGGGUAAAAGAUUUGGUGAUCAUUCUGCUCUAAUUGGUGGAGUUUCUGGGCAAGUGGCAAGGGAGUUUUAUGAGCAUAAGAAUGAAGACAAAUUUAGUGAUGCUGAACUUAUGGAGAACCAGUAUUCUCCCACUUCGAAGGUUGAUGAUGAGAGCGUUGAGUUUGAUAAUGACAAAUCAGUUGAUUCCUUUGAUUCUAGGAGGGUUAAUCUUGAUUCUCCUCUUGGUUCACCUUGGAAACAUAGGGAGGAGGCCUUAUAUUCAGGGUCUGAUGGAGCAGAGAGCUCCUCUCCAGAUGCUUCAAUAGCUGAUAUUAUGCCAAUGCUUGAUGAGCUCCAUCCACUUUUAGAUGAAGACAAUCCUCAACUUGUCGGUUUGUCACAUGAUGUAUCUCAUGCCCAUUCAGAAAGUUCUACCAAGUCCUCCGAGAGUGAUGAUGAUGUUUCUGAAGACCAGGAAGAAGUAGAAGUUGCAGAUGAUGAAGAAGAAGAAGAAACACGAGAUACGGAAGGUCUAAAGUCUGCUAUUACAUGGACGGAGGAGGAUCAGAGAAAUCUGAUGGACUUGGGAACCUCCGAGCUAGAAAGGAAUCAACGAUUGGAGAGUCUUAUUGCAAGGAGAAGAUCACGAAAGAACAUGAGUUUUACAGAUGAAAAGAGUUUAAUAGACUUGGUAACUACUGAUUUCAUGCCUCCCAUUUCAACAGCAAGACAGAACCCUUUUGAUCUUCCUAAUGAUAACUAUAGCCCUGGACUCCCUCCUAUCCCUGGAUCUGCUCCAUCUAUUUUGUUACCAAGGUGUAGGCGGAACCCAUUUGAUCUUCCUUAUGACCCAAGUGAAGAAAAAUCCAAUCUUACAGGAGACACUUUCGAACAAGAGAUUAUCACAUCUCAAUCAAAAGAGACAUUUUUUAGGAGGCAUGAAAGUUUUAAUGUUGGGCCCUCAAUCUUUGGGUUGAACAAGAAGGAUACACGUUUUAGACCUUAUUUUGUUCCUGAUGUGAUGGCUGCUGAAGGAACAAGUUAUUCACCAUUUCAAAGGCACCCCAACGAUCUCAGUGAUUCCAAAGUAAGUUCUGUUCUUGAAACAGAGUCACAGGGCUCAAUUGAAGAUCUUGAAUACAAGAACCUCACUGAAGAAGAUGUAGAAGACAAGAACCUAAAUGAAGAACUGGAAGACAAAAACCUCACAGAUGAACAUAUCUUCAAGGAGCCAGAGCUGAUAUCCAAGAUAGAGCAUGCUACCGAGGAUAUUGGGCAUGGAAGCCAAUCCUCCGAAGAAGUAGAAUGUUUGGUCUUAGGUGCAUCUGAUAAAAGAGAUAUUGAACUCGAUGACACUGAUGUUAAACUAGUAAAUAUGGAAAAUCAUCAUGAAGUGGUGGUACCAAUUGUGUUCCAUGAAGAAAAAACAGUCAUUUCCAUGAAACUUAAUCCAUCUAAAAUUUGUUCAAAGUCAGCAACUUCUGAACAAAAAUGUAGUAGUCAAUCAAGUUCUUCGUCAUCAUCAGAAGUAGGUGAAAGGAUCUUUCCUGACAAAGUAGUAGUGAGAUUAAGUUCAGAGGAAGCGAUGUGUCAUGUUGAAACCAUCUCUGAGAAUCCUUCACCGAAUGUGACAGAUUUGAACAUCACAAGGAGUUCAGUGGAGGAGACUUCACAUUUGGAACCUAUUUAUGAUGCCAGUCCUCCUUCCAUUAAGAAAAAUACUUCUUCCUCCUCAAUUGCUUCAGAUCUGCUUCUAGAAUCUGAAACGGAGAUGGAACCUGUGGAAAAUAAUCAAGACACUGAGAAGUCCAUUUCACAAAUAUUUUCAUCAGCAGAUUCCCAAGAAUUGAGGCUGAGGGAGGCUAUAACUGACAAAAAUGAGCUUCAUGUCGCAAAGUUGGAGAUAUCAAAACAUGAUGAAGUCUUUGGCAGUGCAAGUGCUCCUCCAGUUCUUGUAGCAGAUAGUCAGGUAUCUAGUGAUUCAAAAUCGCCCACAAAAGAGGCACCUGUUUCAAUGGAGAAAGAAAGGACCACGGAAAGCUUAAAUAUGUCAAAAGAUCAAGAAGUUCCUCCUGAGUCUGUUCUUAAGCCAUCUAAUGCUAAGAUGGCAACUGAAGAAUCAGAGAGUUUGAAAAAUAUACCAAUUCAUAAGGUAUCAAGUUUGAAAGACCAUGAGAUGGGACUACCAACUCUUGAACCAAGACCAACUAGAGACAUUGAUUUGAUUAAUAAGAAGACCCCUAAAGAGAAUGAUGACAGACACAUCCUUCAUGAUUCAAUUGAUGGUGAUGUGCAUGUUAGAGAAUCCAAAGGAAAUGAAGCUUAUCUACAUUCACAGAAUAUGGGGACAGACUCAGCUAUGAAACAAGUCAUGAAAAAUGAUAUAGAUAAACCAAACACGAGCCUUCAACAAGAAUUAAAAACCGAAUCAAGUCUCCAAAAAAUUGUUGUAUCUGAAAGAAAUGAAGCUGAUGCAGGCAAAAUAGAUCAGAAAGUUGUAAAACAAGAAGAUAAGGUAACUACCACCUAAAAGCCAAAUCAUGCAGUUGAGUUGCCUCAAGAGACAUGUGUA
Solanum stenotomum is the source of this 3085-nucleotide messenger RNA. RefSeq lists its product as uncharacterized. NCBI's taxonomy places the organism in Eukaryota, Viridiplantae, Streptophyta, Magnoliopsida, Solanales, Solanaceae. The transcript is spliced from 2 exons. Bases 173 to 3043 code for a protein of 956 amino acids. The record is from RefSeq and is a predicted model, not a curated record.